Molecule: messenger RNA, 1354 nt
Organism: Drosophila nasuta
Lineage: Eukaryota; Metazoa; Arthropoda; Insecta; Diptera; Drosophilidae
Product: lateral signaling target protein 2 homolog
Source: RefSeq, a predicted model, not a curated record
CAAAACGGACGUCAAACGGAAGUUUUUUCGACGCAUUCGCUCAUCGUCUCUCCACGCAGAGAGACAAUUGGCGAUUAAUCGAAGAAAAACGUAGUAGGAGAUAUAAAAACAGGAAUAACACUCAGAUUUAUUCAGUUGUGUAAUAAUCACAUUCAAAAGGAAGAAGAUGACCACCAUGCCGGUGGUGUGGUGCACCGAUCCCAAUUCGGUGAACAAUAAGCCAACAGCCUUUGCCCUGCAUGGCAUACAGCUGCAGGGAAAUGUGACCGAGAAGCAGGUUAAUGCCUUGCGUGAACUGGUCAAUGCAGCGGCCGAGGGACGUCUUAUCCUGCCAUCGGAUGGCACAUUUAUGCUCUUGGACAGUGGCCUGAGCAUCGAGAGCUCGAUACUGGCUGGCGGCAAUGCGGGCAACAACAAGGAAACACUUGCUGUCGCUGGGGCAGCAGCUGGCAACAAUGACAUUCAUGUGGUGGACAAAAGUCCCAAGAACACAUACAUACUGAUGCCGGUGAGCAACAACAAAGCAACGGCAGCAACAACUACAGCAGCAACCACUGCAACAGCAACCAGCAAUGAGCAGUGCACGCCGGCAGCGAUUGCAGCGGCGGCAGCACAAUUGGAAUUCCUGCUGGAACCCAAAUACUCGACAUUCACACCGCCAAGCUCAACGCCCAGCUCGCUGGCCGACGUGGAGGUGGCUGGCGCCGAUGGCUAUGAAGAUGCUGACUUGGUGAAUGCGGGCGACGAGGAGGAGGGCGAUGGCGAAGGCGAAGGCGACGAUGCUGGUGAGAUACUUUAUGAGUUUCUGUGCUGUGCCAAGUGCAUGAAUGAGCAGCGUGCUGGACAUAACGGCACUUGUGCCAGUGCCAACCGGCGAUUGCAACGUUUUUUAAGGCAUUGCAGCGGCAACAGCAGCGAGUCACAGCAGCAUCAGCAACAACAACAGGUCAAUGAACCCAACACAAUGUUGGACGAUCCUGUUAGCAGCAUUGCCAGCAAAUAUGCGCGACGCCACCAUCAGCAGCAGCAGCGGCAGCGACACAAGCAGCAUGCCACAGUGUCAAUGGGCAUUGCACGUAAUCGGCCCAACAAUCGUCAUCAUCAUCAUCACCAUCAUCAUAAUCAUCACAACAGCAGUAGCAAAUUACCCAUGCACAGUGUGAAAAUCUUUCAUAAUCGCAGCAGUUACAAUCCGCUCAGCGGCGCGUGUACUAUACCGACAUCACCGCUCACUGUGGGCGUGGGCGUGCCCCCCAGCGACAUGUUCCAUACCCGAUCCCAGUGCCAGUUCCCAGACAACAACAACAGCAGCAAUGACGCGAACGACGACUGCGAAUACAGUGACGAGCGUUAA